GAUAUGCCGCCGACAGACUCCGACGAUCUACGCAAAGACCACGAGCUGACGGGGCAGCAAAGGUCGAUGAGACGUGAGUUUACUUCGGAUGAUGAGAAGCGGCUCUUCCCUUCCUAUGUAAAAAAGAACGGUGGCGUGCCAAUCGUACCGGGGCAGACUGUUGCUGUUGCUGCGACGAAGAAGAAGAAGAAGAUGAAACCGGGACAGCAAUUCUCGAACAAACCUGUCGACCGGGUAUCGCAAAACUCGAAGCAAAGCGGGCCAUUUUGUGCGCGGGGAAAGAAAUCCAAUACUCCGAAAGAAUUGCUUACGGCAAUUAACGACGCAUCACGAACUGGACAUGCUCUAAACGUCGAAUCCUUCGACAGACCUGCUAAACGUCAACGUCUCAAUUCCCAACCAGCGCCUAGUAAUGUUUAUAGUAUCUCGGAUAAUGACGACGUGAUGGAGCAAAUCGCACCAAUUUCAAGCACACCUCCAGUGCCCGAACUUUCGUCGCACACGUCUCCAUCAAGAAAGCAUACGGGAAACCAGUCAUGGGAGCCUAAUGAAGAUACAAUUCCAGAGUCUGUCCCAUCCGAUAGUUACCAUGAUGAGAUUUUUACGGAAAAUGCGGCCAAAGAAAGACGUUCGUCUGCAUCAAAUAUUAUCACAUCCCAUUCCAAAGGUCUGAAUCAAGCUCCCCGGCCGGGAAUUUUACAAAGCGUUGAGGUUCAAGGACCAAAAGUUGCCCCUAGACUGAAAGCGAUCUCAAGUCCCUCGGUCUCGAAUAGAAGGCGAAGCUCCUCCGGCAGCUCGGAUGAAUUGCAGGGUGCGGUAACCGUUCCGCCAGUGCCAUCUACUUUGCCGCUUCGUAAGGAAGACGUCAGCAGCGCACUGAGAUCUUCGCCCUCCGAUAUUCACUCAACAACUUUCUCGCCCAGUGGUUUGAAAAAUAAAAAAGGCCGCAAAAAGAGGAGAAGGAUUCCAAACGAACAGACCCGUCAGUUGAAUGAACCUUAUUGGUCAUUCGAAGCGUCUCAAGUUCAAUUUGGCACGGUCCAGCUACGCCCAUCAAGCGAAAAGGCUGUUGAAGUAAAUCUUGACACUAAUCGUUUGUGGGUUGUUGGGAAUACACCUGAUUCAUCAUUACAACAAGAAAUCUCCUUACGCCAGAUUAUGCAGGUCAUUUACGGAGAAGACACGAGUUGUAAAAUUCGUCUAGGGCUGUCGAAAACGGAAGGGCAGUGUAAUCAAAUGGAUAUUGAACUAAUAACACCUAAAGUAAAAGACGAGCUAUUUCACUUGUUGCAGAUUCUUCCUGUCAAGUUCAAAUACAAGCCAAGUGAAUGGAUGGAUCGCACUUUCAAGAACACCGAAAGGGAAUUUAUCUGUUUUUCCAAUAGGUUGAAGCGUCCUAGCAUUGAUAGCGUCUCCGAGCCGGUUGCUGAACCAGAGGCAGAGACGCCCAAGCACCCGAAGAUCUCUGAGUCGCUCAAAGUCGACGAUAGAACUACUGUAUCUUUCAAUGAUACCGAUGAUCACCUUACCAAGUCCGCAGAUGUUCUCAUCAAUGAAUAUAACAAAUCCGAUGAUAUCGCUCACGCUCAUCCUACAAGAGUGGGGGCAAGUAACUCGGUUGAAAUUCCCGUGAUGAAAUAUUCGCCUAGAGUCCCUCCAAGCAAUCGGAAAACAAGAUCAACAACACACCGCACAAAUCCAGAACCAGCCACAGUCAUAUGUGACGACGAUGACGACGAUGAAAACGACUCUGCGCCGCAGCCGCCUGCUAGAACAUUCGCGAAAUGGGAGAAGCCGCUUCUGUACCCGCGCUAUGGCAAGAAGAAGGCUGAAGUGGAUGCUCAGGAUCGUGAGCGCCUCCGUUCUGAUGAAUUCCUGAACGACAACCUCAUAGGGUUCUAUAUGCGCUUCCUGGAAGACCAUCUGGAACGGACCAACAAAGACGCUGCGAAACGGGUUUACUUUUUCAACUCUUACUUCUACGCGACGCUCACAAAUAAUCCUAAGAACAGGAGGGUUGUUAACUAUGAAGGCGUCCAGAAGUGGACUCGAAGCGUGGAUAUCUUCAGCUAUGACUACAUUGUUGUUCCUAUUAAUGAGUCUGCGCAUUGGUAUGUUGCUAUCAUAUGCAACUUGCCCAACCUGCAGAGGAUUUUGAAGAAAGAUUCGGAUGCCGACAAGCCACCUUCCAAUGAUAGUCAAGAGCCUGCCUCUCAGCCUGAAGGUGAGGUCCAGGCGGUUCCCGACACACCAGUUUCUAGUCAAGAGGUUGCGAAAGGACAAGGAAGAUCGGAAGAACAGAAAGCGAAUCCUGAGCCUGCCAAAGAAGAAACGGCACGGCGAUCAAUGGCCGCAAUGACACUGCAUGAUAAAACGGAAAUCAACGGCAAGGGCGCGCAGGAGACUCCUGCUUCUGAUGAAGAUUGGCCUGAGAAAGCGGAGAACCCGAAUACUUCUCCCGUGUGGUUUACCAGCUCUCCCAAAACACGGAGCGGCGCUCAGCAAAUGACAGAGAACGCACCUAAACCCACAGCGCCGUCCCAGAAGUCAAAAAAGUCGAAGAAGUCGCGCGGACCCCGUAAUGCGCGAGAUGCCCAGGAUCCCCUGGAUCCAGUAAUCAUCACCUUUGACUCGUUAAACUUAGCCCGAUCGCCUACCAUCAGAAAUCUGCGUCAAUAUUUAUCCGAAGAAGCCCAGUCCAAAAAGGGAAUCGAUGUCGAUACCGCAUUGAUUGGUGGCCUGCGAGCUCGCUCGAUCCCGUUACAGUCCAAUUAUUCGGAUUGCGGGUUAUAUCUGUUGGCGUAUGUGGAGAAGUUCGUUCAAGAUCCGGAUGGGUUCGUGUCGAGGUUGCUUCGAGGAGAGAUGGAUGAGCGCACAGACUGGCCACCUUUGUCAUCCGGUGCUUUACGCCAGCGCCUGCGCAGGUUCCUCGAUGACCUCUACGAUGAACAAGAGCAGCUCAGUCAUGAGGAGUCAGGCGAGAAGCGCGUGAUGGCGGAUAUGCGGCCGAUUUCCUUCCUGCUCGAAGAGGGGAAGCCGGAGCCUGCAAAGGAAGCAGAGAAAUCGGAUACGGAUGCGCCGCAGACCAAACGUUCACCACCGCCGGAAAAGGCCUCACCACUGCCAGAAAAAGCCUCACCACAUCCAGAGAAGGCUUUGCCACAUCCAGAAAAGACGACUGGGCCCUUUUCGUCAUUUCUACCUCCUGCAGAACCCGAAAACCCUCCAGAAGAGGCCCCCGAGAUCGAGGUCUCAGUUACAGGCUCAUUACAACCUCUAUCUUUAUCCUUCUCCCCAGGAACUCCUACGCGCACUGGGAAACACAAAGGGACUCAUCCAUCAAAAGUCGUGCGAUCUAUACAAACGGAACAAAGAGCCGAUGGAGACAUAGUCGAAGUUCCCGACAGUCAAGAGCCAGGACCUGGGGUCUUGGAUCUCACAUCGCCACAGAAGAAAAUCGGUAUCCAGCCUCCGGUACCCGAACCGGGGAAGAAAAAUGACAAUGCCGUUACCGCCGGUGACGAUAAUGUUGCCGUGAAAGCGAACCUUCCUGCUCCUUCAAACGAUGGAGAGAAAGAGAAAAAGAAUGAUGUGCAAAUUAGUGGAACUCCCCCGCCAUCGCCUCCAAAGGAGACGAAGUCUUUUAAAAAGAAACGUAAGAAGCUAGUGGCGGAACUGGGAGUAUUGUAAAUAAUGUCUUUGUCCCUUUAUACCUUUGUUAAUUUGCUUGCUACAUAGAAGGCUCGAGUAGUGGCAUUGGAUUCUGGCGUUUCAAGAGAGGGUUGAGCAUAAGAUACCAAUUGCAUUUUACUUUUAGU
Messenger RNA from Aspergillus ruber CBS 135680, 3818 nucleotides. Its product is annotated as cysteine proteinase. Gene Ontology annotation, biological process: protein desumoylation. The coding region runs from base 4 to 3690 and encodes 1228 amino acids. The transcript is spliced from 5 exons. Gene Ontology annotation, molecular function: SUMO-specific endopeptidase activity. Lineage: Eukaryota; Fungi; Ascomycota; Eurotiomycetes; Eurotiales; Aspergillaceae. Gene Ontology annotation, cellular component: cytoplasm; nucleus. The record is from RefSeq and is a predicted model, not a curated record.